Capsicum annuum is the source of this 894-nucleotide messenger RNA. RefSeq lists its product as uncharacterized. The record is from RefSeq and is a predicted model, not a curated record. NCBI's taxonomy places the organism in Eukaryota, Viridiplantae, Streptophyta, Magnoliopsida, Solanales, Solanaceae. Gene Ontology annotation, molecular function: zinc ion binding. The transcript has 3 exons. The coding region runs from base 1 to 894 and encodes 297 amino acids.
AUGUUGGGUAGGGGGUGUGAUUGCCAAGGAAAUGGUUCGAGGGACAGCGAAGCACAGAGGGUUCGCCCACAUGAGAAAGGUUAUUGCGGUCGACAACACUCAUUUAUACGGCAAACCAGAUUUUGCUUUAUCUCCGAUAGGCAUAAGAGUAUCGCCAACGACAUCGCGAAGGUAUACAAUCAUGCUCAUCACGAGUACUGCACGAGGCACCUGGAUGAAAAUCUCCAGGUAAAUCACCACUCCGAAGAACAACUCUAUCUAUUCUACAAUGCGGCAAAGGUAUAUUAUCUCGAGGAGUUUAGCAACCAUUUUGUGGAAUUCAAGAACUACUGUCCCGAGGUAGCCUUUUUCCUCAAGCAUGAUCUUGGUUUUGAGAAAUGGAGCAGGGCAUAUUUCCCUAGCAAUAGGUUUAACGUGAUGACCACAAAUAUUACCGAGUCAGUGAACGCUAUGUUGAUUGCCGAAAGGGAGUACCCCAUGGCAUCCAUAUUCAAUUCGAUCACCAAGAGGUUUGGUGAAAUAUUCAGGGAGAGGCGUGCCUACAUCCUCAAAUAUAAGGAUAACAAAUUUGUGCCCGCCGUCGAAAAUAUCUUAAGAGACAAUAUAAGCGAGGGCGACUCCUUCUAUGUGGAUAAAGUAAGCUGGGACAAAAGGCAAUUCACUGUGUUCGGAAGUAGUUGUAUGGCCAAAGUCGACCUACUGGAAAGGUCGCGUUCUUGCAAGAAGUUUGACCUGGUCAAAAUACCAUGCGAACACACGAUGGCCGCUUUACGAUUGAAGGACGGUGAAGAUUUUGGUUUGAGAGUCUAUGAUUACUCUUCGCCCAUGUAUAAAGUGGAAGAGUACCUCCUUGCAUAUUCAGAAUCAAUUAAUGUUGUCCCUUUGAAGUCCUAA